AAAAGUUGUGACAGUGCUGUUAAUCAGGAAAAUAUAGAAUUGAUGUCAAUGCCAUCCAGUCCAGGUUACUAUAACCACGCUGCUGUCAUUUCGCUGUCUACGGUGAAUCUUCAUGAGAGUAACCUUGAUGGCGUAAAUGAUAAUGAUGACGUCGGUGUUGAUGGUUUCUCUGCUCAACAGCUGUUUUCAUUUGCUUGGCAAGUAGCAAGAGGAAUGAAUCACCUUGCCGAAAAUGAUUUCGUUCAUCGUGACCUUGCAGCUCGGAACAUCCUUGUUGGUCAAGACGGACGAGUGAAGGUGUCAGACUUUGGUUUGAUGCGCCAAGUGUACGAAGACGUGUACAGCAUAAAAAAAGCUAAAAAGCUGCCAGUUAAAUGGAUGGCACCAGAGAGCAUCUUCGAGGGUGUUUUCACUAUCAAGAGUGACGUUUGGUCUUAUGGAAUUUUUCUCUGGGAAAUGGCUACCAUGGGUGGUGUUCCAUACCCUACGUUUACCAAUACAGAGCUCUGUAAACUUCUAAAGAAUGGAUAUCGCAUGGAAAAACCUGAUAUGUGCUGCCAUGAAGUAUAUGAAAUGAUGACGUCAUGCUGGGAGAACGAUCCUACAACUCGCCCCAGUUUCUCGGAGUUGAUUGACCGACUGGAGGCUAUUAUGACGAGGGAUGUAACAUACUGCGAUAUGUCAAACUGCGAUGAAUCGAGUCCAUACUAUAACAUACAGGACAUGGUUGACGAAGAAAGCGGAUGA
This is a messenger RNA of Pocillopora verrucosa, 747 nucleotides long. NCBI's taxonomy places the organism in Eukaryota, Metazoa, Cnidaria, Anthozoa, Scleractinia, Pocilloporidae. The record is from RefSeq and is a predicted model, not a curated record.